Necator americanus (New World hookworm) is the source of this 312-nucleotide messenger RNA. RefSeq lists its product as uncharacterized. The transcript has 3 exons. The record is from RefSeq and is a predicted model, not a curated record. NCBI's taxonomy places the organism in Eukaryota, Metazoa, Nematoda, Chromadorea, Rhabditida, Ancylostomatidae. The coding region runs from base 1 to 312 and encodes 103 amino acids.
AUGCUACGGCGAACAACGACGAAGGGGAUUGUAAAAGAGAAGUCUGCGUUCGUAGAAUUGAUGGGUUAUCAUGGAAUUAACGUCAAACUUGGAGCAUUAUGUGCUCUUCUCUGCAUUAUUUUACUCUAUUGUUUGCUUACAAACCGAAUUUUUAGAAGAAAAAGGAAGUUAAUUAUUACCUUAGCCGCUGCCGAUCUUUUCAACAGUCUCGGAAUAUUACUUAUGGGUGUGGAUCGAUGUCUUUCACGUCAGAGUAUUGCCCAUGUUCGACUGUCUUUGAAUCUCGGCAUGUUGAAACGUAGUUUUAACUGA